Trichoderma asperellum CBS 433.97 is the source of this 774-nucleotide messenger RNA. RefSeq lists its product as uncharacterized. The record is from RefSeq and is a predicted model, not a curated record. NCBI's taxonomy places the organism in Eukaryota, Fungi, Ascomycota, Sordariomycetes, Hypocreales, Hypocreaceae.
UCAGAGACGCCAGACGGCUUGCGCUUCGAGAUGCUGCCCGUCAGUCUCCGCCAUGCCAGCCUCCAAGGCCCGCAAGCGCGCUGCUCCGGCCGCUAAUAAUGACGCACGGAUAAGCCAUUGCUCGCCGCAUGCCUGACUGACCUGGUCCUUGUCGCAGGCUCGAUGAGCUGUCAAUGAUGCCGCGUUUCCCAUGGCAGCUGAAGCGCAAGGUGGGCUGGGCCGAAAGCCCGGGCCAGCAGCAAGACCAGGCCGGGGCUGGGUGGAAGAGGAUCUCGUAUCCGUGGAUCGCAGCAGCGCAGCAGGUAGACACGGCAGAGAGGCAGAGAGGCAGUGAGGCGGACAAGAGACGAGAAAGAGGAGACGAGGGCCCUGUGCCAAGGUCGCACCAGAUACUGACGACACCAGCUCUUCUUAUCUUGACAGAGGCCGGCGGAGUUGACUUAUGCAAGCCCGGGACUCUCCACCAGCCCCCAAACUUAUACUUUUCCUUCGUCGAUAGACCUUUCUCUCCUCCUCCUUCACCUGCAUCCGACACUUUGCUCUCCUCGCUCUUCUCGUUGGCCGGAAGACCGUCACCCGUGGCUUCUUGACAGAAAACCUAUCUGGCGGAGACUAGGAGCUUGACCUGCAUCUGUCUUUGCCCGGCAGCCCCAGACUUGGCCCCAGGAGGACGGCAAUUCUUCAAUCAGAACGAACGAGGACCCGCAAUCACUCAAACGUUCUCUCUUGCUAGACCUUCCGGGUCCAGCAUAGUUGAACCCAAAAUCCCAAAAC